Messenger RNA from Geodia barretti, 1390 nucleotides. The record is from the annotation of a GenBank genome assembly. Lineage: Eukaryota; Metazoa; Porifera; Demospongiae; Tetractinellida; Geodiidae.
ACAAUUUUUGCUGACUCAGCAAACCACGUGCAGUUUUUUUCGAGUUCUUGCAGAACGAGGCCAGAAGCUUCCAUGUCGACGACCAAGCUGCAACAGUACGAUACGGAGCUGACCGCUGACACGGUGGAGUGGUGUCCGACUGCAAACUACAGAGAAAUAGCCGCAUGCGGAACUUACCAGCUUGAUUCAUCCACCGAGAGACGGCACGGCUCCCUUUCCUUUCACAAACUCGAACGUGCAGAAACCAAAGAACAAGGUUGUGUUAAAGUUCUGCAGAGGAAAGAUCUGGACUAUGGGAUACUAGAUAUGAAAUGGAGAGUUCAAUCUGCCCGACCUCUUCUGGCACUGGCAGCAUCAUCUGGUGAUGUGGUGUUUGGCACACUAGCAAUCACCUCUAGAGAGGAAAGCUGGGAGUUUGAGGAGCUGGAGAAGGCAGCAGUUUGCCCCAGGAAUGGGAAACUGGGGCUCUGUCUCUCGCUGGACUGGAACAGAGACAGCCAGCAGUGUUUAGUGGCAUUGAGUGACUCUCUUGGGUCAGUGAGCAUUGUCAGCUGUGGGGAGAGAGGAGGGGCAUCGUCCAGAGUUCUCCAGAGAUGGAGAGCCCAUGAUUUCGAGGCAUGGAUCGUGUGUUUUGCGCGAGAGAGUCAGUGUUUGUUUUCCGGGGGAGACGACUGCAGGAUGUGUGUGUGGGACACCAGAGCUGAACCCAGCAGACCUGCUGCCGUCACCAGAGAACAUACUAUGGGAGUGUGCAGUUUGCAAGCUCAUCCUACUAAAGACCACCUCCUAGCAUCAGGAAGUUACGACGAGAAGGUUUUGUUAUGGGACACCAGAUUGCUAAGGAAACCAGUCAAAGAGGCUGCAGUGGGAGGUGGCGUGUGGAGGGUCAAAUGGCAUCCCACGAACUCUGACCUCAUGGCUGUGGCCUGCAUGCACGAGGGUUUCAAGAUCCUUAACUGGUACCUGGAUGACAGUGGUAUGACAACCUAUGAGACACACAGCUAACUUUGAAACAUGCAUCAGGCGUAUAUAAAAUUAAUGCUGGCCACAUCUACUCAGUGCUAGAAACACAUCGUAAAUCAGAACCAGCUAUAGUAUAGAUACCGGUAUUUGCAUGCCCCCCUCUCUGUCUCUGUUCUUCAGGUGUGUCUGUCAGGAGAGUGUGUGAGUACCGAGAGCACAGCUCUCUUGCCUAUGGUAUUGACUGGUGCAGGGCAUGGACCUUUUCCCCUCACCUGUUGGCCUCAUGUUCAUUCUAUGACCACUCACUACAUUUUUGGACCACUUCACUUUAGAGCUCCUCAUCAAUAAUAUCAUGUGUUGCACUACCACCAGCUUUACGUGUGACUACACUUAACUUUUUCAUCCCUUUUCCAACUCUGAGUCUGAC